This is a messenger RNA of Molossus molossus (Pallas's mastiff bat), 4605 nucleotides long. Its product is annotated as alpha-2-macroglobulin-like. NCBI's taxonomy places the organism in Eukaryota, Metazoa, Chordata, Mammalia, Chiroptera, Molossidae. Gene Ontology annotation, molecular function: endopeptidase inhibitor activity. The transcript is spliced from 36 exons. The record is from RefSeq and is a predicted model, not a curated record. Bases 84 to 4502 code for a protein of 1472 amino acids. Gene Ontology annotation, cellular component: extracellular region.
CUGAGGAAUGCUUGGGACCAGAUCAACUGCAGGGAGUCGGGUACAAUACAGUCUGGUCUCCUUAAGCCCCUUCUCCCUGCAACAUGGGGAAGAACAAACUCCAUCCAAGUCUUAUUCUGCUCCUUCUGGUCUUCCUGACUACAAAUGCCUCUGUUUCUGGACAAACGCAAUUUAUGGUGCUGGUCCCCUCCUUGCUCCACACUGAGACCCCUGAGAAGGCCUGCCUCCUUCUGAGCCACCUGAAUGAGACAGUGACUGUAAGUGCUUCCUUGGAGUCUCUCAGGGAGAACAGGAGCCUCGUCACUAACAUGGUGGCAGAGAAGGACUUAUUCCACUGUGUUUCAUUCACUGUCCCAAGAUCUUCACACAGUGAAGAGGUAAUGUUUUUUACUGUUGAAGUUAAAGGAGCCACCCAAGAAUUCAGGAGGCAGACCACAGUGGUGGUUAAAAACCACAAGAGCCUGGUCUUCGUCCAGACAGACAAACCCAUCUACAAACCAGGACAGACAGUGAAGUUCCGUAUUGUCUCGUUGGAUGAAAAUUUCCACCCCUUGAAUGAGUUGAUUCCACUGGUAUUCAUCAGGGACCCCAAAGGAAAUCGCAUUGCACAAUGGCAGACACUCAAGUUAGAGAGUGGCCUCAAGCAAUUGAGCUUUCCCCUCUCCUCAGAGCCCAUUCAGGGCUCCUACAAGGUGAUGGUACAGAAGGAAUCUGGUGAAAUAACAGAGCAUCCCUUCACCGUGGAGGAAUUUGUGCUUCCCAAGUUUGAGGUGCAAGUGACAGUACCAAGGAUGAUCACUAUCUUGGACGAAGUGAUGAAUGUGUCAGUGUGUGGCCUGUACACAUAUGGGAAGCCUGUCCCAGGACAUGUGACUAUAAGCAUGUGCAGAAAGUAUAACAAUCCUUCUAACUGCUUUGGUGGGGAGUCACAAGCUAUCUGUGAGAAAUUCAGUCAUAAGCUAAACAGCCAAGGUUGCUUCUCUCAGCAAGUAAAAACUAAGGUCUUCCAGAUGAAGAGAGGUGGGUACAAAAUGGAACUUGAAGUGGAGGCCAAGAUCAAAGAAGAAGGAACAGAGGUGGAGUUAACUGGAAAAGGGUCCAGUGAAAUAACAACCACCAUAACCAAACUCUCAUUUGUCAAAGUGGACCCAAACUUCAGACAAGGGAUCCCCUUCUUUGGCCAGGUACGCCUAGUGGAUGGGAAAGGUAACCCCAUGCCAAAUAAACUUAUCUUCAUCAGAGCAUACGCUGCUAACUAUUCCUCCAAUGCUACCACUGAUGAGCAUGGCCUAGUGCAGUUCACCAUCAACACUAACAACAUUAAGGAUUCCUCCCUCGGAGUCGAGGUCAAACACAAGGAUGAUACCUACUGUUAUAGCCACGAAUGGCUGUCAGAAAAUCACGAAGCUGUUUCUCACAUUGCUAAUCUUGUAUUCUCUCCAAGCAAAAGCUUUGUCCAGCUUGAGACCAUACCUCAUGAACUGUCCUGCGGCCAAACUCAAACAGUCCAAGCCCAUUAUGUUCUGAAUGGACAGGUUCUGCAGGAGCUGAAGGAGCUCAUGUUCUAUUACAUGGUAAUGGCAAAGGGAGGCAUUGUCCGAACUGGGGUUCAUGUACUGUCUGUGGAGCAGGGAGACAUGAAGGGCCAUUUUCCUGUGUCAUUCCCUGUGGAAUCAGAUAUUGCUCCAGUCGCUCGAGUGCUCAUCUAUGCCAUUUUACCUGAUGGGGAAGUGGUGGGGGAUUCUGCAAAAUAUGAUGUUGAAAAUUGUCUGGCCAACAAGGUGGGUUUGAGCUUUAGCUCAGCACAAGGUCUUCCAGCCUCACAGACCCACCUGCGAGUCACAGCCUCUCCUCAGUCCCUCUGUGCCCUCCGUGCAGUGGACCAAAGUGUGCUGCUCAUGAAGCCUGAGACAGAGCUCUCCCCAUCCUCGGUUUAUAACCUGCUACCAGUAAAGGACCUCACUGAUUUCCCUAGGAGUUUGAAUCAGCAGAGGGAAGACAAUGGAGACUGUGUCAGCCACAAGGUCUAUGUCAAUGGAAUCGUCUAUUCCCCAGUAUCAAAUACAAAUGAAAAAGAUAUGUAUAGCUUCCUAAAGGAUAUGGGCUUAAGGGUAGUCACCAACUCAAAGAUUUAUAAACCCAAAAUAUGUUUACACUUUGAUGGCUAUUAUCUGAACAGUGCUCCAAGACUAUUAAGUUAUUCAGAUGUAAUGGAAAGCAACUAUCAUUAUGAAGCACACGCUGUAUUAGAGCAUUUCACGGAGACGGUGCGAAAGUACUUCCCUGAGACAUGGAUCUGGGACUUGGUGGUAGUAGACUCAUCAGGUGUUGCUGAAGUAAAAGUAACAGUCCCUGAUACCAUCACUGAGUGGAAGGCAGGGGCCCUCUGCCUGUCCAAUGACACUGGACUUGGUCUCUCUCUUCCUGCCUCUCUACAAGCCUUCCAGCCCUUCUUUGUAGAGCUCACAAUGCCCUACUCUGUGAUACGUGGAGAGGCAUUCACACUCAAGGCUACUGUACUAAACUACCUUCCCAAAUGCAUCCGGGUUCGUGUACAGCUGGAAGCCUCUUCUGCAUUCCUAGCUGUCCCAGGGGAGAAGGAACAAGACUCUCACUGCAUCUGUGGAAAUGGACGACAAACCGUGUCCUGGGCAGUAACCCCAAAGUCAUUAGGGGCUGUGGAUUUCACCGUGAGUGCUGAGGCACUGGAGUCUCAAGAACUUUGCGGGACUGAGGUGGCUGUGGUCCCUCAAUAUGGAAAGAAAGACACAAUCAUCAAGUCCCUUUUGGUUGAACCUGAAGGACUAGAGAAGGAAGUAACAUUCAACUCCAUGCUUUGCCCAUCAGGUGCUGAGGUGCCUGAUCAAUUAUCUCUCAAGCUGCCGCCAAAUGUGGUAGAAGAAUCUGCCCGAGCCUCCUUCUCAGUUUUGGGAGACAUAUUAGCCUCUGCCAUGAGAAACACACAAAAUCUCCUCAAAAUGCCUUAUGGCUGUGGAGAACAGAAUAUGGUCCUCUUCGCUCCUAACAUCUAUGUUCUGAAUUAUCUAAAUGAAACACAGCAACUGACUCCAGAGGUCAAGUCGAAGGCCAUUGGUUACCUUAAUACUGGCUAUCAGAAACAGCUGAACUACAAACACAGCGAUGGCUCCUAUAGCACAUUUGGGGAAAGCCAUGGCAGGAGCAUAGGUAAUACCUGGCUCACUGCCUUUGUACUGAAGACUUUUGCCCAGGCUCGAACUUACAUCUUCGUUGAUGAAGCACACAUUACCCAAGCCCUCACCUGGCUCUCUGCAAAGCAGAAAGACAAUGGCUGUUUCAGAAGUUCUGGGUCGCUGCUUAACAAUGCCAUUAAGGGUGGAGUAGAAGAUGAAGAGACCCUCUCUGCCUAUAUCACCAUUGCCCUUCUGGAGAUUCCUCUUCCCGUCACUCACCCUGUUGUCCGUAAUGCCCUGUUCUGCCUGGAGUCAGCCUGGAAGUCAAUCAAGGAAGGACGCCAUGGAAGCCAUGUCUACACCAAGGCACUGCUGGCCUAUGCUUUUGCCCUGUCAGGCAACCAGGACAAAAAGAAUGAAGUCCUCAAGUCACUUAAUGAGGAAGCAGUGAAGGAAGAUAAUUCUGUUCACUGGACACGACCCGAGAAACCCAGGGCACCAAGGGAGCAUUUUUACCAACCCCAGGCUCCCUCUGCUGAGGUGGAGAUGACAUCCUAUGUGCUCCUCGCUCACCUCGUGGGCCAGCCUGCCCCAACCGCAGAGGAGCUGACUUCUGCAUCACACAUUGUCAAGUGGAUCACAAAACAACAGAAUUCCCAAGGGGGCUUCUCCUCCACCCAGGACACAGUGGUGGCUCUCCAUGCUUUGUCCAAAUAUGGAGCAGCUACUUUCACCAGGACUGGGAAGGCUGUACAGGUGACCAUCAAAUCUUCAGGGACUUUUUCCAAGAAUUUACGAGUAGACAACAACAACCGCUUGCUAUUGCAGCAGAUGUCAUUGCCACAGGUGCCUGGAGAAUAUAGCAUGUCAGCAACAGGAGAAGGGUGUGUUUACCUCCAGACAUCCUUGAAAUACAAUGUUCUCCCAGAAAAAGAAGAGUCCCCAUUUGCAUUGGAGGUACAGACUCUGCCCCAAACUUGUGAUGGACCCAAAGCCGACAGAAGCUUCCAGAUCUCACUGAAUGUCAGUUACACCGGAAACCGUCCUGCCUCCAACAUGGCAAUUGUUGAUGUGAAGAUGGUAUCUGGCUUCAUUCCCCUGAAACCAACAGUGAAAAAGCUUGAAAGAUCUAAUAAUGUAAGCCGAACGGAAGUUAGCAACAACCAUGUUUUGAUUUACCUGGAUAAGGUGACAAUUCAGACACUGAGCCUGUCCUUCACGGUUGUACAAGACAUCCCAGUAAGAGAUCUGAAACCAGCCGUAGUGAAAGUCUACGAUUACUAUGAGACAGAUGAGUUUGCAGUUGCUGAGUACAGUGCUCCUUGCGGCAAAGAUCAAGGAAAUGUUUGAAGACUGCAUCAAUGGAAAUGGCUUCCCUGGAGUCCCUGUUCCACAAACUCAGGUCUCCAUGAAAGAAAAAAGUGUUUGUAUCUUUGAAGCCUCAAUGAAUAAA